This is a messenger RNA of Cladophialophora psammophila CBS 110553, 687 nucleotides long. Its product is annotated as NADH dehydrogenase (ubiquinone) Fe-S protein 4. NCBI's taxonomy places the organism in Eukaryota, Fungi, Ascomycota, Eurotiomycetes, Chaetothyriales, Herpotrichiellaceae. The coding region runs from base 1 to 687 and encodes 228 amino acids. The transcript has 2 exons. The record is from RefSeq and is a predicted model, not a curated record. Gene Ontology annotation, biological process: electron transport chain.
AUGUCGCUCCUACGGACGCAGAGCUCAAUACGGCUCUCACGGACAUAUACCCAAGUCCCAAGGUUGACGAGAUGCCUAUCGCAGACUCCACAGCGACGGCUGGGCGAGCCCGACCCUCGAGCUGUCCCGGACGUCCAAGCUAUGCACAUGACCGAAGAUCAAGCCUCGAUGGUCGAAAUCGACCAUAGCCCUGAGCCCGCUGUCGAGAAAUACCAUCCCGAUCACCAGCCCGACUACACAGCGAUGGUCGAUCACGGAACCUCGACAUACUCUCCAGUGCCGAAGAGGGUUAUGAACGGCAGUGAACCCGGACAUGUGACUCCCGCAGCAGUCUUGUCUGGUGCUCCUGUGGAUCUACAAGCUCGCACAGUCAGAAUCUAUAAACCCGUCAAACCCGCAACCCAGUCCGGCACCUGGGGCUCCCACGCCUGGCGGAUGGACUGGGACGUUCUUGGAAAAGGCCACCGCUGGGAAAACCCGCUGAUGGGCUGGCAGUCAUCGGCCGACUUCAUGCAAGGCACAAAAAUGAACUUCAAGACGAAAGAGGACGCGAUCGCGUUUGCGGAGAAACAAGGCUAUGAGUGGUACUUGCAGGAACCGCAAGAGAGGAGAUUUGUGCCAAAAGCGUAUGCAAAUAACUUCUUGCACGAAUCCGGACCGAGGUUGAAGCAUAUCAAGACGAAAUAA